Messenger RNA from Choloepus didactylus (southern two-toed sloth), 1923 nucleotides. RefSeq names its product BPI fold containing family B member 4 (gene BPIFB4). Lineage: Eukaryota; Metazoa; Chordata; Mammalia; Pilosa; Megalonychidae. The coding region runs from base 1 to 1860 and encodes 619 amino acids. The transcript has 16 exons. Gene Ontology annotation, molecular function: lipid binding. The record is from RefSeq and is a predicted model, not a curated record.
AUGUGGACGGCGUGGUGCGUGGCUGCCCUGUCCGUGGUGGCCGUGUGUGGCUUCCGCCAAGAGACAAACACGGUCCUCAGGGUUACCAAAGAUGUGCUGAGCGAUGCCAUUUCAGGCACCCUGCAGCAAAGCGACGCCCUGCACUCGGCCCUCAGAGAGGUGCCCAUGGGUGUCGGUGGUGUUCCUUACAACGACUUCCAUGUCCGAGAGCCCCCCCCUAAAUACACCAACGGCCAUCAGCUUGGUGGUAAUUACAAGUAUGGUCACAUCAACGCCAACGACAACCCUGCCCAGCUUGGGGGGAAAUACCGAUACGGUGAGAUCCUUGAGUCGGAUGGAAGCGUCAGGGACCUCCGAAACAGCAACUACCGCAGUGCAGAGACUGCACACGGCGGCCACAGGGGCCAUGGGCAGUACAGGUCAGCCGAAGGCACAGCAACCCUGGGCAGCCGUCACCGGCGGGAACUGCAGCCUGGAGAAAUCCCACCCGGUGUGGCCACUGGGGCUCUGGGCCCAGGUGGCUUGCUGGGCACCGGGGGAAUGCUGGCAGCCGACGGCAUCCUGUCAGGCCAAGGGGGACUGCUCGGCGGGGGAGGUCUUCUUGGAGAUGGAGGACUUCUUGGAGGAGGGGGCGUCCUCGGCGUGCUCGGCGAGGGCGGCAUCCUCAGCACCGUCCAGGGCAUCACGGGACUGCGCAUCGCAGAGCUGACCCUCCCUCGGGUGUCCGUGCGGCUCCUGCCCGGCGUGGGUGUCUACCUGAGCUUGUACACCCGUGUGGCCAUCAACGGGAAAAGUCUUAUUGGCUUCCUGGACAUCGCGGUGGAGGUGAACAUCACGGCCAAGGUCCGGCUGACCAUGGACCGCACGGGUUACCCGCGGCUGGUCAUUGAGAGAUGUGACACCCUCCUGGGGGGCAUCAAGGUCAAGCUGCUGCGAGGCCUUCUCCCCAACCUCGUGGACAACUUAGUGAACCGAGUCCUGGCCAACGUCCUCCCUGACUUGCUCUGCCCCAUUGUGGAUGUGGUGCUGGGUCUUGUCAACGACCAGCUGGGUCUCGUGGACUCGCUGAUUCCUCUGGGGAUAUUGGGAAGUGUCCAGUACACCUUCUCCAGCCUCCCGCUUGUGACCGGGGAAUUCCUGGAGCUGGACCUCAACUCCCUGGUUGGGGAGGCUGGAGGAGACCUCAUUGACUACCCACUGGGGCGGCCAGCUGUGGAUCUCAGGCAAAAGAUGCCAGAGUUGCCCCCCAUGGGCGACAACACCAACUCCCAGCUGGCCAUUUCUGCCAACUUCCUGGGCUCGGUGUUGACUCUGCUGCAGAAGCAAGGGGCGCUGGAUAUCGACAUCACUGACGGCAUGUUUGAAGAGCUUCCUCCACUCACCACCUCCACGCUGGGGGCCCUGAUUCCCAAGGUUUUCCAGCAGUACCCCGAGUCUCGCCCACUCACCAUCAGGAUCCAGGUGCCAAAGCCACCAUCGGUGAUGCUGCAGAAGGACCAGGCGCUGGUGAAGGUGUUCUCCACCGCCGAGGUCAUGGUCUCCCAGCCCAACGAUGUGGAGACCACCAUCUGCCUCAUCGACGUGGACACAGAACUCUUGGCCAUGUUUUCUGUGGAGGCCAAUAAGCUCAUGAUUGAUGCCAAGCUGGACAAGACCAACCUCAACCUCAGAACCUCAAACGUGGGCAACUUUGAUGUUGGGCUCAUGGAGGUGCUGGUGGGGAAGAUCUUCGACCUGGCGUUCAUGCCUGCAAUGAACGCCGUGCUGGGUUCUGGGGUCCCUCUCCCGAAAAUUCUCAACAUUGACUUCAGCAAUGCAGACAUCGAUGUCCUGGAGGACCUGCUGGUGCUGAGCGCGUGAGUGACAGAAGCAGAGUCGCCACCACAGCCUCGGGAGAAGCCAGCACCGCCCUGGACAGGCUCG